Messenger RNA from Symbiodinium sp. CCMP2592, 1107 nucleotides. Lineage: Eukaryota; Dinophyceae; Suessiales; Symbiodiniaceae. The record is from the annotation of a GenBank genome assembly.
AUGAGCACCAUGCUGCAAGGCUGCUCGGACGCGUCCGUGGUGGAGGAGCUCUUGGGGGAGCUCGACUGGCAGGGGCUGACGCCCAACCUGGAGGUGCUCACGAGCAUGCUCGGCUGCCUCCGACGCGCGGGCGCCGUGACGAACAAGACCUGGGAGGUGCUCAAGCUGGCCAAGAGCUGCGAGCUGAAAUUGGAUUGCCAGUUCCUCGUCCAGGCUCCGAAGCUCCCGGUGGUGACGGCGCUUGGCUUCGCGAACGAUACAGGUGCCGUGGUUCUUCUCAUGGAGAGUGUCCGCGAGGUCUACAAGGUGGAGCCCGACGUCUUCCUCUACACUGCCGCCAUCGCGCAAUGCGCCCGAGCCGGCGACGUCGCCGGCGCCGAGACCAUCAUAAGCCUGAUGCAGAGAAGCGAGGUGGAGCCCAACGAGCACACCCACUGCGCUAUCAUCGCGGUCUAUAGUAAGGCUGGCAAACUGCUGGAGGCCGUCAGACAUUUCCAGGAGGCCAACGAGAAGGUGGCACUGCCUAUCGAGGGCUACACGAGCAUCCUCUCCGGCUGCCGGGCCGCCCUGGACAACCGCUGCGCGCUGCAGAUCCUGAAGCUCGGCUUCGAAGAGACAGGGCUCCAGGGCCCCGUGAAGUCUGCGUGCUACACGCUUGCCCGGCAGUCCUGCGCCUUAGCCGGGGACGAGGCCGGCGCCGCCAAAGUGGACAAGUGGCAGAAGCGAGACGGUGUGGUCACCCACGUCCCCACGAGCACAGUGGAUGACCCUUCCACUGGGGAACGGCUGCCUUUCCAGGACAACCCGGUUUCUUACAGGGACUCAGGAAGGCUUCGUUGCGAUCACAGGGGUUCCUACAAGCCGCAGCUCUGGCAGUACGAUCCGGAGAUUUCCCAGGAGGAGCGCGAGGACCGGCUGCAGUUCCACACCGAGAAGAAGGCCCUGGCCUGGGCGCUGAAGCACUUUCCCAAGGGCUCUAGCAUCACGGUGCGGAAGACCAUCCGGUGCUGCGUGGACUGCCACAACGCCUUCAAGGUGGCCUCGAAAGCCUAUGGCCGAACCCUCCGGAUCUUGGACCAGGCGGAGUGGUGUGAGCGUGUGGGUUGA